UUCAGGGGGUCAGAAACGAAUCCGAAAGUGAAAUAGCCGGCGGCUCCGAAAGCGGCUGACUUUUUUUCGGAAACGAAACUGAGAUGACGUUUGUUUGUUUUGCAGCAGCGAGCAGCCUGUGAGUACUCGGAGGGAGGGGGGAGUGGCGCUGACGUUCAGAAACUUGGAAGAGGAGAUAAAGCCAAAGGGAAGCGGCCAGAGGGAGAGGAGACGACUGCUAGACGCCGGCAGAGGUGUGUGCAUCGAAGCUCGUGUCCCAGCGAACCAAGGGGGUUGAGGAAUUUGCAAAGAGCGGAGCUCUGGAAAAAGAGACAGAGAAUAUUCUGCAAUCAGAUUCUGAUCGACUUCUUGCGAACCCGACGAGGAUUGUGAGGCUUCGGUUGUGAUUUGGCAAGAUGAGACUCCAGUUGAAGUAUUUGACCGGUGAGUCUUUGCAACUGGAUGUCGACCCUAACAUCCAGGUGUCGGCUCUCAAGGAGAAAAUAUACCAAGCAACUCAGGUGCCAGGUUUCCAACAGCGCCUGAUGGUGCAAAACGGGCAGCAGGUGGAGCUUCGGGACAACAGCCGGCUGAGUGACUACAACCUCCCCCCUGACUCCACGGUCAUGCUGCUGAUCAGGAAGGAGGAACGCAUACAGGUAUUCCUCCUCAACGACAAGGGGAAAACGACAACGUACGACGUGCUGCCUUCUGAGUCCGUGCGGGACUUUAAACAAAAAGUACAAAGGCAGGAAGGGGUCACGCCCGACCAACAGCGCCUGACAUUUGAGAGCAAACAACUGGAAGAUGGCCGGUUGCUCUCAGAUUACAACAUCAGAUCUCAGUCCACCAUCCAGCUCCUGCUUCGUCUGCGCGGUGGUUAAUUUGCGCUCGACUGAACUAGAUUAAAACUGUUAAUUAUAUUUUGCAUUCCUAUUUUCUAAUACUUGAUUUAAAAGAGACUAGAGAUGAGACGAUUUGUUCAAUGUUCGAUAUUGUUCACUUUGCUUCUUUCUGCUGCCUAUCUGCUUCAUUUGGUUUAGUCUAGAGAUACAGGGGGAAAGCAGGCCCUUCCGCCUACUGAGUGCGUCGACCAACGAUCCCUGCACGCUAACGCCAUCCUACACACACUGAGGACAAUUUACAAGUUUACUGAAGCCAAUUAAUUAACCCACAAACCUCUAUGUAUUUGGAACGUGGGUGGAAACCGGAACACCCGGGGAAAACCCACGCAGGACAUGUGGAGAACGUACAAACCUCAUAUAGACAGCCCCCGCAGUCAGGAUCAAACCCAGGUCUCCGGCGCUGUAAAUAGCCGCAGAUGAGUGAUCAUCUCGGAUGAAUAAAGCCGAUCAAGUUGGAUCAGCUGGCCACAUUUCAGCCUUCUCAGCUUGGCCAAAAAUGCAGUUUGUUUAAAUCUGACACAUUCCUUCAUAUCCAACUCUGUACCUUUUGUAGACACAAAAUGCUGGAAUAACUCAGCGGCAUCUCUGGAUAGGUGAUAUUUCGGGUCGAGACCCUUCUUCAGACUUCGGUUCAGAGGUGUGCACUCUAAACCGGCGUGGUCCAGAUGAAUCUGAUUCCUACGAGUUCACAAACCACAUUGGCUUCUCACUUAUUCUAUGGCCAAAGGAUAGCUGAUCUAUCCUCCAAUCUAUAAUGUGAAAUACUUCACCAUACAGGAAAAAAAAUCACAUAUAAAGCAUAGAACAACCGUCACCAUGCUGAGAAAUGCUUCCACACACUCUGCAAAUCAUUGCUUCAAAAUUACCGUCUUCAUGUUUGAGUUCUAAAUGCCUUUCAAUGUACUGUUGAUGCAAAAUCCAAUCUACUGUGCAACUAAAGCAUUCCACAUUAAUAAAUAUAUAACUGUAUGAA
Messenger RNA from Amblyraja radiata (thorny skate), 1857 nucleotides. RefSeq names its product polyubiquitin-like. Lineage: Eukaryota; Metazoa; Chordata; Chondrichthyes; Rajiformes; Rajidae. Gene Ontology annotation, molecular function: protein binding. The record is from RefSeq and is a predicted model, not a curated record. The transcript has 2 exons. The coding region runs from base 396 to 863 and encodes 155 amino acids.